Messenger RNA from Schistosoma turkestanicum, 2625 nucleotides. The record is from the annotation of a GenBank genome assembly. Lineage: Eukaryota; Metazoa; Platyhelminthes; Trematoda; Strigeidida; Schistosomatidae.
UAAAAGUUGGCGGCUAAUUUGUCAGUUGUGCUGUAUAUUAGUUGAUAAUGAUUGGCGUAAGCAAUAUCACCAACAGGACAGAUCCAAACAGUCUCAAGUCCCGUGUUUUUGUUGGGAAUCUUAACACAGUGCACAUGUCAAAGACAGAACUCGAGUCAAUCUUCUCAAAAUAUGGAGCAGUCGUGGGAAUAUCGGUGCACAAAGGAUACGCGUUCAUUCAAUAUGCAAAUGAGACUAAUGCGCGAGCCGCAGUUAUUGGAGAAGAUUCAAAAACGUAUUAUAACAUGGUUUUAGAUGUCACUAUAGCAUCCGAACCGAAAAAUCGCAAGCGGGGGAGAUCAAAUAUUACCUCGUCACUUCCUGCCUGGAACCCCUUGACAAGUACUAACCUUUCAGAACUUGCCUUACAAGCUCAAGCCCUAAGUAGUUUAACUGGAAAUUCGGUCCUAUCACUGCAGCAGUUUGGUCUGGAAGGCAUUAUGGGCCAGCCUAACCUCGUUAAUUUUGCUGCUGCGGCAAAUUCAGUUUUCCAUACUCCCUCAUUGUCCGCAUUAAACGUUUCUACUGCCCAAACAUCAGUCACGACGGGUAAUAUACGAAAUAAGUAUACUAGAUCAUCAAACUCAACAACAACUACGUCCUCAACAACUCCCAACUCUCUUGCUGCCAAACGUACUCGUCUGGAUGGAAUGCUAGGUAACACUGGUAAUCAUAAUUCUUUGCCUGCCGGCGCUAGAGGACAGAAUUUAGUCUCACUUGUUUCUGCAACAGAUAGUCUUAUACCUCCAGCGAAUCGCCGUCAAACACCAAACGCUGGUCCUGUUCGUUCUAUGCCUGAACAAUCAACCAAUAACUCUUUAGUACGUAAUCGAAUUGUCACAUCCACUUCCUCUCGCACCACAAAUACAUCCACGACCAAUUCAAGUCAAAAUUCACAACAAGCAGAAAAAAAUUCUGACGGACAUCUAAAUCGCUCACAAAAUCUAGGUCAUUCCUUUGAAUCUGACCGUCUCCCUGUUCAGCAGCCAAAUCGUCCAGCCUUGUCAACAAAAAGUAACAGUCCUCGUUCAAGUGUUCAUUCACAUUCAGAGGAUAUUCUAAUAUGUGGACGUUGUCGUCGUUUAUUUGAACAAGUUGAUGAACUUAUUUCACAUAAAAUGGCUGGUUGCAGUUUAGACAAAGAUAAUGGAACUGGUUGUCGUUGUCGAGCUGUUGGUGAGCCAGAAAAUUUAGAUUGUGCAUAUUGUGGUGCGAGCUUUUCGACUGCUUGGGGAUUGAUGCAUCAUUGCCACAGUGAUCAUUUCCUGACUAUAUAUGCUCUUCCGUCGCCUCCCCCAUCUCCUUCUGCGUCGUCCAAUUCUCCUACUUCUGAACGUUCGUCAGUAGUUUCUCGCCGAUCUGCUGAUAACGGUGAUAGUUUGUCUGAAAAAUCUAUGGGUUCAAAUUCUCAUUCAGAUAAAUCAAAUCAUACAGGUAAGCAAGCGACAUCACUUGUGAAGCAAAAUGUAAAACGUGAACAUCCUACCUUCGAAAACCGCCAUUCUUCCAGUUCACGUAGUGUUGAAGAAAAUUGUGGAAACAGCGACUGGGAUGCAGAGGAGGAUAACGAGAAUAAUGAUCAUAGUGGAGGUGGUACUCCGACAAUGGAAUCAGUACAUAAUGGAAAAUUUAGCCCAUCGGACAUGCCAAGAGAUCAUUCAUGUGAUCAGUCAGAUACCAGAUCUACAUCUGGUGCUUCAGAUUCCGAAAUAUCAAGUGAAAUUCGUAACAAGCGGUUGCUCAAAUCACGGUCUCCACCCUGUCCUCGAAGAAGUCGAGGUAGUGAAUAUGGUCGUCAUGAGACUGUAGAUGACGAUGAUUAUGCUGAUGACGAUUCAGAAUCUGGUAAUAUAAAAAUUGAAUAAUUACUCAGACCUCAUGCCAUCUUCCAUCACAAAAAAAAAAAAACAAGAACAAGCAUAUAUUUGAAAUUUGGUUCUACAACACUUAUUCAAUUUUCAUCCAAUUCAUUCAUUAAGUCAUUUUACUCGUAAUCUAUGUAUGUGUAUGUGUGUGCGUACACGCUGCGUUAUUAUCUCUUCACCGAUACUAGCCUAGUGGCGAAUGUGUGAAUCCCGUCGUCAGUUGUGGUGUGAAUAUUGUUUCUUUAUGCAUCCAUGUGUCUGUCUAUCUGUCUGUCUCUCUCUCUCUCUGCCUACUGCCUAUUCACUGUUUAUCAUUUCUUCUGUAAACUUAACAUUUCCUUACUGAGAAUAGUAAAUUGUGAUCAAGAAAGGAAAGAUUAAUAAAAUAUUCGCAAAUGUAGUUGGUCGUCUAUUAUUGACAAUUUUUUUUUUUCAAAUUGUUUUAUUUUCUUUGCUUUAUAAAAUUAUGUUUUGCUGUCAUAUAUACUCUGUGUACUGUUAUUGCUAUAAUAAUAAUUAUUAUUAUUAGUGUAACACUUUCAUGUCACACAAUCAAACUGUUAUGAAUAAAAUCUCUAUGAUAAUAACUUAUUUGCACUAUAUGAUGCACGCUGUGUUUCUUCUGUCCCUUAUAUAUAUAAUAUAUAUAUACAUGUAUGUGGUUAUCCUUUUUCACUGUUUCAUCAUCAUCGAUCAUCUUUUAAUGUUACAAUAGACGGUU